GGAUGAGAAGAACCAAGUUUUAACCACCAACAUUUGGCUGCAAAUGGGUCCAUCAGCAAAUCCUGGGAGCACAGUCAUCAAACAGACCGGGUAGCACUGCACAUGAGCCCACUGCUUCUGCCCUGGCCUGCACUGCUGUCGUGUCUAACGCUCUGGGGUCUCCCGCCAGUCCUCUUGCUCAGCCCUGGUCUCCCCUGGUGAGGUCUGUUGGGACACAGCAGCCAGUGAUCCUCAGCUCCUCCAGGGCCUCCUUUUUCCCUGGGCAACAUAAGAACUGAUGUUUUAGAAGUCACCUUCACUUCCAUUGCCUGGAUCAUCUUUUCUUUCCCAUCCUCUCUGCCCUCUUCUUCCUUGCUGUGCUCUCUGACCUCUUGAUGUUACCACUGCACCUAUCACCCGAGCACAUUCCUACCUCAGGGCCUUUGCACUUGCUGCUCCUCCUGCUUGGGAAACUUUUUCAGGAACCACAUAAUUUUCUCACAGUCAGCAUCUUUUCAAUUAUUUUUUCCUUGAGCUCCUAUGUACUGUCCCCAAACCAUUCCCUGCUCUCUCCAGGUGGCCCCCAAUCUCCAUUUUCUCCCCACCUCUGUCCCUGUCUCUGCCUCUGUCUGUCUGUCUCUCUCUCUCUCUCUCUCUCUCUGGUGCUAGGGAUUGAACCCAGAGCCUUGCGCAUGGUAGGCAAGUACCGUAUUCCUGAGCUGCAUCUCCAGUUCCCACUUGAUUUCUUUGCUGCCUUUGUCCACCACAUCCUUGUCACUGUCACACACUUCAUACUGAUCUGGAUGCUUAUUUCUCCUACUCGUCCUUGCACCCCAUUAGCACAGGUGCGCCCCAAAGUCAGAGCUGCGGUUGGAUCCGUCCACUGCCGUUCCUGCACUUCUAGCCCACUGCCCCAUCUGCUGCCCGUGGUGAAUAACUGCGGCUCGGUGAGCGAAUGAGAAGGGGAUGCUCUGUGAGCCCGAGAGGGGCUCAGAUACAGCACAGAAGGAGGCCAACUCCAUGACCUUGGGACGCUGCAGGAGAAGAUCGAGCUCUGGGAACUCUGGGGAUGCGGCGGUGUCAUCCAUGCCCCCCAAGGAACAGAGCUGUGAUUGACAUUUUCCUUACAGAGGUAAAACGUGUGCCACAGUCUGCUGUCUGUGCCAGGUGCCCACCUUCGGGCCUCAGAGAGCCGCUGAUCAUGAGCAGUGCACGUGGGUAGAGGGGUACAGGGCAUUGGCUCCCAGGAAAGCAUAACUGAGUGAUUACUCAUUGCUCUGAGUGCAGUUGCUGCACGAUAAACACCCUGGCUUUGGAGACUGUCACCAGGGACCUCUAAAUUUCAUUGAAGUAAACUUUAUUUCUGACUGUGACUUACCUUUGCAGAAGCAUCUGCAUCUUCAUUAAAACAAUUCUCCUUUACCCGCUGAGCUCACCUUUGGGAGCUCACUGCUGCGUGGAAGGCAUGGAGCAGGCCACGUGAGGGCUCCGGACGUGGAAAGAUCCGUUUUCCACUGUUCAGCCAUUUCCAACCAGGCUGUGUCAUUAGCACACUUAAGAAAGGUUAGCCACUGAGAGACGAUAAAUGUCUGAGGAGAUGGAAAUGCAGAUGACCUUAAUUUGGUCACUACAUUUCGUAUACAGUAUUGAAUUGUCACACUCUACCCCGUACAUACGUACAAUUAUGUGCCAGUGAAAUGUUUUUAAGUCACAAAAAGGGAUUACAAAAAGAUUAACCGAGCAAGACCAAGUGGUUCCCUAGAGACAUUGUGGAGUACAGGCUGCUGAUAAGACAUGGGGAAUAACGUGCUUUGCGGAAAUCAGAGACAAGGCAAGGCCCAGACUCUCCUAAAUGACCAGGUCUGGGAGCGCUGGCCCUGCUGUGUGUCCCGUCAUGAAUCAGUCCUUAUUUGCAGAUGUCUUCCACAUAAAAAUCAAGCCAGCUCUCUGCUGCCAGCUCCUCCCUACAAAGCCUGACCCUGAAAGUGAUGCAGGAGCUGACACUGCCUCUCAAUGGAAUUUUUAAGGCAUCCCAAGAAUCUUGGGUUUAGAGCAACACUUUUCAGUUGGGACACCGAUGCCUGUGCCUGCCUGCUCUUGGCACAGCCCUGGUUUCAGUCAGGAGGCCCAGGUGCUCUGACCUGGUCAAGGUAGGGAUGCAGGAGCACUGGGUGGCGCCCAGGGAGUGCGUGUGACCUCCUUGGAAUCAUUUCUAAACAGCAGAGACGCUCAUACUGAAGGCAGCAGGGCCAGACUUUCUGGAAUUGGGGUGUGUGCAGGGGUCACCAGAGGGUCUAGGAAAUGCUUCUCCACCACAAGUGUCUCUCACUCUUCCCUGUUGCCAAAUUUCUGUUUUCAAAAAUCAGAAUCCACACUGUCUUUUCUCCAGGGUAUUUAAAUGCAGUUUGAUCUUCUGCAAAUGAUAUUUUUUUUAUAUCAAAAUGGAAGAGGCAGAAAAGUUAAAGAAAAAAUUGAAAUGAAAUUCUCUUUGACCUACAGUUUGUUGAUUUUGUUAUCCUUUCUCCCAGUUGUCCUUAAUUUUGUAUGACUUCCAGAUUAUUCUGAUAAUGUGCAGGAAAACAAAGUUGCUGAUCUCUUUAUUUACCUCCUCCUGUUCCUAGGAGGAAGCAGUUGGUGUAUUUUCUCUGCAGAUACUUUAUCCUUUUGGGAGGCCUGUCACACAUAAUCUGAUUUAAUGUAUGAGAAAAAAAUGACAGAAACCAUUUCAGUUUCUGAGGAGACAUUUGAGCCAUCCAGGCGUACAUUCACUUUUGGAAGAUGUGUCUUUUCUUACUUUGGAAUCUUGACUACAUUUCUACCUUUAGAUUUUUCCUUUGUUCUCUGUUUUUAAGCUCCUAAUUCUAAUUAUGGUAUUAAUAGCAUUCAUUUCAUCAGAAGUUAGAUUGUAAACCAUCAUUAUUUCUAAAACACUUACAGUUGAUUUUCUGCAUUUGUUACCUGUGACACGCAGAAAUGUUUCCCUUUAUGCUCACAGGUUAGCCAUCUUUACAGACUGCAGUGAUUGCAUCCUGAGGUUGAAGGUGGUGUGGUGGGGAGGGUCUCAGUCAUUGUGUUUCACUACGAGAAAGUUUCAGGGACAAGGGACAGGAGGCGGCUGGUGUUCCCUCUCUGAGAUCAAAAUAGCCGAUUGGAGAAUUUUGGAAAUACAUGUUUGGCUAGUAUUUUCCAAGACCCAACAACCAGUUCUCUAACUCAAUUCUCACACUUUGACCUUAAGUUAGCAUCUGUACCCCGAGCUCCGAGGCUGAGCCCCGUAAGAUUACCCCACUCAGACACCUGCUGCACUUGAGGUGUCCAGGCCUCCCGUGCUUCUGCUUGGCUGACUAAUGCCAGCGGUUCUUACAACCUCCAUUGUUCUCUCAGGUAUCUUUGUCUUCUAGGACCCCACACAGUCCUUAGGCAAACACUUGGUUUAGUCCAAAGGAGAAAACUGGAAGUGCCAGGUGGAAGAGAGAGGGCAGGGUGAAGGGAGGGAGGUGUGUCUAUGCCUUUCUGGUGUGUGCCCCGCCUCCUACACAGCCCGGGAGCGCUCAGCCUUUGCUGCUGAAGAAACUUCAAAACCUGAUCUCCAGCCCUUCCGGCCCCUGCCAGCUGGGGAGCAGAUGGGGCUGAAGGUUCUCACCUCUGCUGUCCUCUCAGGUUUUUCUGCUGCCCGGCGGAGCCUUGACCACCUGGGGCUCGGCCUGCGUCACCUCAUUAGCAUGCGCUGGUGUGCAGAAAGGACAGGACCUCUUGAAGGAAAGAUGCUGUUUUCAGGAGCUCUGUGCUAGGGAGGCCAAACACAUUUCUUAGCUAUAAUGUAUUUUCUUAAAAGAAAACUGUCUCUCUCUGUCUCUCUCUGCUUCCAUGCCAGGGUGUAGGCGCGGUGAGAAUUUAAAGAGAGAUUCCGGGGGAGGCGGGAGCAUCCCCCACGCAUCCCCCUCACGACCCCACACCCUCUUCUCUGAGAAGGAAGCCCACAGACGGGGAAAGAGUGGAAGUGUGGACUCCUCUGCACGCGCAGACCGGAGCCUUGGCGUCUCCAGGUCCCUGUGCAGUCUUCCCCGAGGCUGCUUCUCAUUGCAGGCACACGGAGGCCACGUCGGUGCCGUUCACAAGAGUUUUCCCCAAGGCGCCAAGAUCGGACUGGAAACAAACGCUGUAAGAAGGCAGAUAGCCUUUGGUGCAGACAGACUGCCCGGCGAUUCUACAUCCCUUCUUAGGAAACCAGGACAGGCGGCUCAGGUUCAGGCCCAGCUCCCAAGUCCUUGCUCCACCUUUGGCUGCAGCUCAGUUAUUAUUGAGUACGGCUCCCGUGCAGCGCAGUGCAGUGCGGGACGUUAUAAAUGGAAGACUCUCUUGAGCCAUCACCACUUGCUAUGAGGGGAGCAUGGAUUUCCCCUGCUACUGCACACAGGAUCCCGUUUCAUCCUUAUGGCGCUGCCCUGUACGUGUGAACACAGAAGGAAACUGCAGACCAGACGGGGUGGUGUGCAUAGCAAGCCUUUCCUCGAGCCUUGGUGCACACUUGGGUCUGGUUCUGCAGCUCUGUGCAGCUGCUCCUCCCGCUGUGGGUCAGCAUAGCUUUGCCUAUGGGGGACAGGGAGAGCCGAGGAGCAGCGCCAUCGGGGACAGAGUUCGCCGUGUGUUGAGGUGCAGAUGUGCCAGUGCGGAUACUGCUUCGGACGAACCGGCUGUGGAGAAGCAAAGAUUGCUUUCCCGGGCUCAGUCAGUCUUGGACAGAUCACUAUUUGCAGUGGAAUAUGUCGGACUAUCCGGGCGUGAAGACUCUUCGCUUCCCAGAUGGGCAGAUUUGGAAACCAGACAUUCUUCUCUAUAACAGUGCAGAUGAGCGGUUUGAUGCCACGUUCCACACCAAUGUCCUGGUGAAUUCUUCUGGGCAUUGCCAGUACCUCCCUCCAGGCAUCUUCAAGAGCACCUGCUACAUUGACGUGCGCUGGUUCCCUUUUGAUGUGCAGCAGUGCAAGCUGAAGUUCGGGUCCUGGUCUUACGGAGGCUGGUCCUUGGACCUCCAGAUGCAGGAGGCCGAUAUCAGCAGCUACACCCCCAAUGGAGAGUGGGACCUUGUGGGGAUCCCUGGCAAGAGGAGCGAGAAGUUCUAUGAGUGCUGCAAAGAGCCGUACCCGGACGUCACGUACACGGUGACUGUACGCCGCAGGACGCUGUACUAUGGGCUCAACCUGCUCAUCCCCUGUGUGCUCAUCUCGGCCCUGGCCCUGCUGGUGUUUUUGCUCCCUGCAGACUCCGGGGAGAAAAUCUCGCUGGGGAUAACAGUCCUACUCUCACUUACUGUGUUCAUGCUGCUGGUGGCUGAGAUCAUGCCUGCAACAUCUGACUCCGUACCCCUGAUCGCCCAGUACUUUGCCAGCACCAUGAUCAUUGUGGGCCUCUCGGUGGUGGUGACGGUGAUCGUGCUGCAGUACCACCACCACGACCCCGACGGGGGCAAGAUGCCCAAGUGGACCAGAGUCAUCCUCCUGAACUGGUGCGCGUGGUUCCUGCGCAUGAAGAGGCCAGGGGAGGACAAGGUACGACCCGCCUGCCAGCACAAGCAGCGUCGCUGCAGCCUGGGCAGCAUGGAGCUGAGUGCCGGGGCCGCGCCCCCUGCCAGCAAUGGCAACCUGCUGUACAUCGGCUUCCGAGGCCUGGAGGGCAUGCACUGCGCCCCGACCCCGGACUCGGGGGUGGUGUGCGGCCGCCUGGCCUGCUCCCCCGCACAUGACGAGCACUUGCUGCAUGCCGGCCAGCACCCCGAGGGGGACCCAGAGCUGGCCAAGAUCCUGGAGGAGGUCCGCUACAUCGCCAACCGCUUCCGCUGCCAGGAAGAGAGCGAGGCUGUGUGCAGCGAGUGGAAGUUCGCGGCCUGCGUGGUGGACCGCUUAUGCCUCAUGGCCUUCUCCGUCUUCACCAUCAUCUGUACCAUCGGCAUCCUCAUGUCCGCUCCAAACUUCGUGGAGGCUGUGUCUAAAGACUUCGCCUGAGGCUGGGGAUUUAGCUCAGUGGUUUCAUUGCCUGCCUCCCAAGUACAAGGUCCCGAGCUUGAUCCCUGGUACCAAAACAAAAGACUCUGCCUGAGGGCACCUGGCCUGCUCAUGUAGGUAACGCAGAUAGAGAGGCAGAGCCACUGGGUGGGUGAGAAUUUGGGGUCCUGACACAGCAGCACCACGAACGGGAUAACUGAGGCACUUUCAUCAUGGUCCCUCCUGAUGGUUAUAGUUUUCUUGUUAUUUCAGUCCUAGGAUUUCACACCGUUCUCUUUCAUCCCUUUCGUAUGCGUACCAUCAGCCUAUCCCUACAGUCAGUGGGCCACCAAAUGGCCAUUUGCCCACUUGUCCACUCUGGAUAGCCUGCAGGACGGUUUCUGCAGCUCCAGACCUCCAGGAAAGGCCUGCACCGUUCAUCCUGCAUGCUUGCACGCCACUUGCCAGUAAGGUCCACGUGUGGAAAUGCAGCGUGUGCUUUUUGCCUGUGUACAAACCUAGAUUGAAACGAAUAGUAAACCACACUCACUAAAUCCAUUCCAACAACUGACUUGUAAAAGGAAAAUAACUGCAAAAGAACUAAAACUAAAAACUCACCUGUUGGUUUUUCUGCAAUUCAACUUUUUCUGCCCUCUAUCAAGCACAGGUGGAGAAAACAGUUUUUUGUCCUUUCUAUAUGAGAGUUGGUCAUUCUGCAAACCUGCACCUAUUGAGGGAAUCAGAAGGAUUCGGGCUUGGGUCCACUCUAAAUGGGGACCAGCCCCAGCUGCCUAUGUCUGUGUGAGGUAGUGUGGACCUGUCCCCGGUAAUUCCCAGAGAGCUCCCAAGCUUCCUGUGCUGUCCCAGACGUGGAGGAAUGAAGCAAAUCUGUUCUAUUCUGCAGAGGACAAAGCAAGAGCUAUGAGAAUUACCAGGUCCAAGGAACAACAGAAGUUGAACCAGUCAUGUGAUUUUUGAAAAUCAUGUAUCAGAUGCUUUGCGUGUGUUAGAGCUGAUUCAUUGUAGAAAUGUGUACUUCAUACAAAUGCACACCCUAAAGAGAACAUGUUCCCUGGCCUUUUCUCCAUGGAGGGCCAUAGGGCAGGGGCUGGAACAUCUCUGGUCCCUGCAUGGCAGAUACUGGGAUGGGGGUGGUACAGCUGGUGGCUUUUCCGGACACAGGACCAGUGGCAGUCAGCAGGGAGGCACUGUCAGAGCAUCAGAGUUUGUGGCUUUGGGGGAUCUGUCUGCUCCCACCUACUUCACCCCAGAAUCAGCUGAUAAAGCUGACUUGGGUUCCAGUGGGGGAUGCAUUGGAGAUGUUUAAUUUUUAAAUCUAAUAGGUGACAGUGUUCUCCACGUAGUUUAUCCAGCUGGUGACAGCCAUCUUGCUUCUUCCCUUCUCAUUUUUAAUGAGAUCAGGGCAUCGUGCACCAUUCUCUUCAGCGUUUAGACUGAGGAGCUACAUGAGGCUUCUAAGCUCCAAGAGCUCCUCGGUCUGUUCUAACCCCUGCGAUGGGAGCAGUGUGGGGAAAGUCCCGAUUUUCAGAGCAAAAGAACUUGCGCAUGUUUCCCAGCCACCAUUCCACUCUUCUCUGGGUAAUGUGCAUGAAAUCAUUUGUGCUGGAGGAUGAAGGCUCACGUGCGCUCUGUGUGCAUGCGUGUGCGCGGGUGCCUGUGUGCGCGACUCGGGAGCACAGAUAUUGUUUACGACAAGAAGGUUGAUAAACCAGGAGACGGUGGCAUCCAGCCACGUGGAGCAGGGUCUUCUCAGAGUCCACCCAUUCUACAUGGUACAAUCAAGUGACACACAAUAUCCCCUGGGGUCUUUUCUCUCUAUUAAAGUAUCUUUAGAAACAAAUAGAAGUGUUUUGAUAUGUAAAGAGAAUGCUUCAUUUCUUAUUGUUAGCCCCGAAUUGAUCCCUACCACCUAUUUUGCUUUAAGAAAGAGAAAACCUUUUUGGUUUUGUAUUUUAUAUGGAAAAACAUAAAAGGUAAAUAAAAGUCAUUCAUGCUUUGACCAUCCAAGCAACUUCGAUAUGAUUUAUAAAAAUAAUGAGGAAUAGCUGUGCACUUAGAAAAGUGUGAAUGUUAAAGUAGUCUCCCUGCCUCCCCUUUCUUACUCCCCACAGGGGCCACUGAUGUUUGUGGGGGCAUUUUCAGGAGGAGGGGAAGGGGCUGAGGAGGACAUGGAUAGCGAUUGCUUGUUCAGAACCCAUGCUGUGUAAAGCAUUCUGCACCCACACUUUUGCUUUAAGAGUUUUCCAUAAUAACGUCAAAAGAUCUACCUCGUUUCUCAUGAGACCUCUUAGUGUCCCACUGCCUCAGUGAACUGUAAUUUAUCUGAUCAGUCUGUUGUUGAACAUACGGAGAUUCCGGGUUUUUACUUUUUAUACAAAUCUAUAAGUAACAUUCCUGUGCGUCUAUCUUAGCAGACUUUUGGGACAGCUUGGGGUAAAUUCCAAUUUAGAAAUGGGAUUGCUGGAUGUGAAGUUAUACGUUGAAGAAUUUCAUAAGUAUUGCCACAUCAUCCCCUGGAAACUGAUCAGUGACACCCCCUCCAAAAGUACUGUAAAAGAGCCAGGUGCUCUGCUUUGUAGAGCUGAUUACUUUCAAAUUUAAUUUCUCUUCCCUGUCUGAAACAUACUGCAAUACUACUCUGAUUUUGGUUCAUCUUCAUGUGAGUGAGAUUGAACAUAUUUUCUUUUUUUUUUUUUUUUUUGCAGUUUCGAUUUUCGUAAGUUUAUACCUUUUAUACAGUUUUGAAUUAGGUUAUUUGGCUUUUUCUUUGUUUAUGCAUGUUGAAACUUUUCUAUGUCGUAAAAUAUUUU
Fukomys damarensis (Damara mole-rat) is the source of this 8791-nucleotide messenger RNA. Its product is annotated as neuronal acetylcholine receptor subunit alpha-7. Gene Ontology annotation, molecular function: acetylcholine-gated monoatomic cation-selective channel activity; transmembrane signaling receptor activity. The transcript has 9 exons. Gene Ontology annotation, cellular component: neuron projection; postsynaptic membrane; synapse. Bases 4743 to 5981 code for a protein of 412 amino acids. Lineage: Eukaryota; Metazoa; Chordata; Mammalia; Rodentia; Bathyergidae. Gene Ontology annotation, biological process: signal transduction; regulation of membrane potential; monoatomic ion transmembrane transport. The record is from RefSeq and is a predicted model, not a curated record.